GCCGCGCCCGAUCUUGCCGCACAGUUGGUCGUCGAAAGGUCCUAGGAAACCACACUUCGGUCAUACCGUAACUGAAUCUUUUAAUAACCGUUAUUUAUCCAAGAAAAAUUCAACAAAAUGCGUGAAUGUAUCUCAGUUCAUGUUGGCCAAGCUGGCGUCCAAAUUGGUAACGCUUGCUGGGAGUUGUACUGCCUUGAACAUGGUAUUCAACCCGAUGGGCAAAUGCCCAGUGACAAAACCGUUGGGGGAGGCGACGACAGUUUCAACACUUUCUUCAGCGAAACUGGUGCUGGGAAACACGUUCCUCGCGCAGUUUUCGUUGAUUUGGAACCCACUGUUGUUGAUGAAGUAAGAACUGGAACAUACAGACAAUUGUUCCACCCAGAACAACUUAUCACCGGAAAGGAAGAUGCUGCCAAUAACUAUGCCAGGGGUCAUUAUACGAUUGGAAAAGAAAUUGUCGAUUUGGUUUUAGACAGGAUUCGUAAAUUGGCUGAUCAAUGUACUGGUCUUCAAGGAUUCUUGAUUUUCCACUCAUUUGGAGGUGGAACUGGUUCUGGCUUCACUUCCUUACUCAUGGAACGUUUGUCUGUCGAUUAUGGAAAGAAAUCUAAAUUGGAAUUUGCAAUCUACCCAGCUCCCCAGGUUUCCACAGCAGUUGUUGAGCCAUACAAUUCCAUUUUGACCACCCACACCACCUUGGAACAUUCCGAUUGCGCAUUCAUGGUCGACAACGAAGCCAUCUAUGACAUCUGCAGACGUAAUUUGGAUAUCGAGCGCCCCACAUACACCAACUUGAACCGUUUGAUUGGCCAAAUUGUUUCCUCCAUCACCGCUUCCUUACGUUUCGAUGGUGCCCUCAAUGUCGACCUUACUGAAUUCCAAACUAACUUGGUUCCAUAUCCUCGUAUCCAUUUCCCUCUCGUUACAUACGCCCCUGUUAUUUCCGCUGAAAAAGCUUAUCAUGAACAACUUUCUGUAGCUGAAAUUACCAACGCUUGUUUCGAACCUGCCAACCAAAUGGUAAAAUGCGAUCCUCGUCAUGGUAAAUACAUGGCUUGUUGCAUGUUGUAUCGUGGAGAUGUCGUCCCUAAGGAUGUAAACGCCGCGAUUGCCACCAUCAAAACUAAACGUACCAUCCAAUUCGUCGAUUGGUGUCCAACCGGUUUCAAAGUUGGUAUUAACUAUCAACCACCAACAGUUGUCCCAGGUGGAGAUUUAGCUAAGGUUCAACGCGCCGUCUGCAUGUUAUCCAACACGACUGCUAUUGCUGAAGCUUGGGCCCGUUUGGAUCAUAAAUUCGAUUUGAUGUACGCUAAACGCGCUUUCGUUCAUUGGUACGUUGGUGAAGGUAUGGAAGAAGGUGAAUUUUCCGAAGCUCGCGAAGAUUUAGCCGCUCUUGAAAAGGAUUAUGAAGAGGUUGGAAUGGAUUCUGGUGAAGGCGAAGGAGAAGGAGCAGAAGAGUAUUAAAAGAAAGGAAUUUCCAUUUAUGCUGUAUUUUUUUUGAUACUGAAUUUUUUUAUCUGAUUUGUUUUUUUAACAAUUUUCUUUUAAU
Messenger RNA from Onthophagus taurus, 1555 nucleotides. Its product is annotated as tubulin alpha-1 chain. The record is from RefSeq and is a predicted model, not a curated record. Gene Ontology annotation, molecular function: GTP binding; structural constituent of cytoskeleton. Gene Ontology annotation, biological process: microtubule-based process. Lineage: Eukaryota; Metazoa; Arthropoda; Insecta; Coleoptera; Scarabaeidae. Gene Ontology annotation, cellular component: microtubule.